AUGGGGAAGAUCACCUUCUACGAGGACCAGGGCUUCCAGGGCCGCCACUAUGAGUGCAGCAGCGACCACUCCAACCUGCAGCCCUGCUUCGGCCGCUGCAACUCCAUCCGGGUGGACAGCGGCUGUUGGAUGCUCUACGAGCAGCCCAACUACUCCGGCUGCCAGUACUUCCUGCGGCGCGGCGACUACCCCGACUACCAGCAGUGGAUGGGCCUCAACGACUCCGUCCGCUCCUGCCGCCUCAUCCCCCACACCAGCUCCCACCGGCUGAGGAUGUACGAGCGAGAGGACUACCGAGGCCGGAUGGCGGAGCUCACGGAAGACUGCUCCUCGCUCCGCGACCGCUUCCACUUCAGUGAGAUCCGCUCCCUUCACGUGCUGGAGGGCUGGUGGGUCCUCUAUGAGAUGCCCAACUACCGGGGGCGGCAGUACCUACUGAGGCCGGGGGACUACAGGCACUACCACGACUGGGGGGCCCUGGAUGCCAGAGUGGGUUCCUUGAGGAGGGCCGUGGAUUUCUAUUGA
Molecule: messenger RNA, 525 nt
Organism: Mesoplodon densirostris (Blainville's beaked whale)
Lineage: Eukaryota; Metazoa; Chordata; Mammalia; Artiodactyla; Ziphiidae
Product: gamma-crystallin F-like
Exons: 3
Coding region: 1-525 (174 amino acids)
Biological process (GO): lens development in camera-type eye; visual perception
Molecular function (GO): structural constituent of eye lens
Source: RefSeq, a predicted model, not a curated record